Molecule: messenger RNA, 1467 nt
Organism: Prorocentrum cordatum
Lineage: Eukaryota; Dinophyceae; Prorocentrales; Prorocentraceae
Source: the annotation of a GenBank genome assembly
AGCCAUUUUGGCUCAAGUUUAUUUGGGCUCGAGGGCGAACAAGUUGUGUUACUCGUUCCGGGAGGUUAAUAUGUCAGCUUGGUCGGCCAGAUGCCUCUCAUCACCGAGGCCGAUCCCCCGCUGAAUGCUGACGAUUGGUUUCGCCUCUUCGAGCCCGACGAAGACGAUGGGACGAUGCAGCUCAUCAUUGAUUGGACGAUACCUCUCUCCAUUGAGAAAGAAAAUAAUAAUAAUGCUCUUGAAUGCCUGCAGAGCGAAGCUGAACUACAGUUUGGCAAACGCAUGCUCGCGAAACAGGAUAACAAGGCUGUCUUGUAUGUGCACGGUCAUUGCGGUGGGGGUGCAGAGCCGAUGUGCUGUCGCAUGAAUCCGGACCAAUUUCGCAGAGAGGUCAAGGCUUACAAAGAGAAGCGUGUCACCAUCACUGGUUGCAGAACUAAUGGGUUUCUUGACCGAUGUGAGCAGUGGACAGAGUCAGGACUGCACCCAAGCAAUCGGGAAAGAAUGUCAAGGGAUUCGGCCACCUGGUGCUUAUUACGCAGCAAGGUGUCCUUGAGUGCGAAUAAUACCGUCCUAAAUUAGAGAAGGCAUAGUUAGGAAAGGAAAUCAGGGCAAUUCGCUAAGUGCUAUCGACGAGGUAUCCAUUUGAAAAAAAGGACAACCAAAACAUCGAAGUUUGGAGAGGUGAAGGACCAACACAAUGUGUGCGAUCUAGUGAUGAUACUCUAGGGGGCCUGAUGGGCAAACAAAGGGGAGCGUUCUCAAUGUUCGCAUGGAGAUAUACAUUGACAAGUUCAGCAACCUUUUCCCUGCGCGCAGUGGGGUUCCAGAUGGUCGUAAGAAAGCCCUGUGAAGCAUACACAGAGUAUCUUUGCGUCUUGAUUCCAACGCCCCUCUGUUGUCUCCCAAAGCAGCCAUAGCGCUACAAUGAAAACACAUCUCCUGUACUCCAUAGCCAUUGCAGCACCCAGAUUGCACCGCCCUGUGCGGGUAUACCUCACAUGACGGACCUCAGUGGUUUUUGAGUUAGGUUCUAUUCGACGGACCUCAUACGACUGUUCUAUAUUAUUGAGCUCGUUCAACAGUUGUGUCCUCUUCCACGCUGGCCGCUUGAAGAAUUCAGCUGACUUGAGGUGCUCUCGCUCGUUUCGCUUGGCCUCGCAACUCUAGGAUCCAAGAUACGGUUCGCGAGGUGCUCAGCUCCGUCUCACUUGAAACAUCCUCGACAUCUUUGGAACCCCAAGCUCCGACUGUGGCCUCCCUUGCUUCGUGAGCGAGGCUUGCAUGUGCCGGCGAGGGCGGAGGGUCCGCGGCCUCCUCGCUGCCCCGCGCAGUGGGCGCGCGCCGCACUGCGCGGCAUGCGCGUCAAGAUUACGAUGUUGCUUGACGUCGGAAGGUCACGUCCAGGGAGGUCUGACUGGGGUUGCCCCUGGUGCCAGGGGAAGAUCAGUAGAGACUGACAGAACA